Molecule: messenger RNA, 2226 nt
Organism: Sorghum bicolor (sorghum)
Lineage: Eukaryota; Viridiplantae; Streptophyta; Magnoliopsida; Poales; Poaceae
Exons: 2
Coding region: 1177-1545 (122 amino acids)
Source: RefSeq, a predicted model, not a curated record
UUUUUGCUUUCCCUGCAGUGGUUGCAGUUACUCUUAUGUUGUGUUCUUUGCAAAAUGAGACGGAACCGGAAUCAGUUGUGCUGUGUUGGGACGGGGCACUUUGUUUUUUGAGUGUGGAAUCAUGGGAUCAACUCCCUUCUUAUAUUCGAUAUAAGGAAAUUGAAUCGAGUUGGUAAUGGUUGGUUCAGAGUCCAUACCAUCUGUGUAUAUGCAGAACAACAAAGUUGAAAAAAAUCAGGGUAAAAUCACAAUUGGGCUUGAGAACAGGGGCAAGAACACAAUAACCUCUUUUUUCUAAAAGCUCGGUAAAAGUUUAAAGUUAGAGGAAGUUCAACUUAGGACAAAACUAAAGUGAACUAUAAUUUUGGAAUGGAGCGGCGAGCGAGUAGGUUAGUUUUGCUCUCACUGAAAUAUACAGCCCGAGAAUACCUUUAUCUUUUUGGCCACUAAUGAUCAUAUUCAUAUAUCUGUGGAUAAAGAUGUGGCAAUGUGGCUAGUUAACAAGGCUCAACUUGAGGUUUGAGGCGUAAUGUCAAGGUCAUGAAACAGGUCUCCUAGGAUGGAAUUGAGUCCAGGAUGAACUGCCUCUGAUUAUAAAUGAUGAGUAUAAUCUGUUAAAUAUCAUAAUCUGAUAAGCAGAUAAAUAUCGUUACCUCUCUCUCUCUCUCUGUGUGUGUGUGUGUGUGUCUGUCUGUCUGUCUCUCUAUUUUUUUAAAGAUCUGGAACAUAGCUGGCAUAUAUUAAUAAGGAGAGGAGAGAAUUACAUGAACAGCUUCCCAGUUUCGACAGACUGUCAAGCUGGGCGAAACGAACUAAACGGACUACUCACAUUCUAGGGGUACGACAAGAGGCCAUAACAACGUGGCCUCCAAAACCGACCAAUGUGCAUCUUCUAUCUCACCAAACCAAUUCUCAACCAUUUUCUUUCAACACCCGGAACACCUCUGCCUAAAACUUGCAUGCAAGAAGCUCCAUCUUCCUCAAGACAAUUCCUUAGCCACUGUCUUGCCCUCCCCAGCACUAACAAACUGGAGGUGGCAACUCACUGAUCCCCAAUUAACACAUGUGCAAUCCAUUGGAACAACAGCAUGAACCCGAUCCCUAACACAGCAAAUCUGCUCAAUUGGGUGACUUCCUGGUGUGACACCGACUGUUGCUCGAAUAAUCGUACAAUGCAUGAGCACCAUCAUGGGACCUCCAUCUCGGCCGCCCCCCGACUCCGCUGCCAGUGCAGCUAAGGCCUCGGAGAGCUUCUUGUUGUCCAUCUUCGUCGUAGCCCUUAAUGCCUUGAUUGCCUACUCUGGGAGGUCUUGUCCAAACAUGUCAAUGAACUCCGUGAUUGCUGCAUCCGGCGCCGGCGACUGGCCAUUGAUAAAGUCCAGCUCAUGCAACAUGCAUAAGCUUGCGCUGGGCGUGCUGUGCUACCGGCACAGGGGAUGGAUGAGCGGCCAGACGCAGGUUGGAGCGGGUGGGAGCCAGUGUCCUUCUGCGUCCUCAGAAGGAGGCGCAGCCACCGAUGUCCUCUGUCCCGUGCAAACCAAUUGAGCCACCGGUGUCCUCUACCCCUGCAAGUCAGCAUACUCAUCCUCCUUUUCUUUUUUGGUAUAGUGUUCCCAGAACCCAAGGUUCAAACUUGUUAAUCUUUGACUUAACACUUAAUUCAAGAAUUUGUAUGUUAUACCAUACUAGUUUGAUAUCAUUGGAUUCAUAUUUGAAAAAGGUUUCAUAUGAUGUGAAAUUCAUAGUCAUUAAUAUGAGAUACCAACUAAUGAUCAAAGUGUGAUGUCGGAGAUCGUACUGGGUCAAAGCUACAAUAUAAAAAAAAUGAGUACCUAUUCAUUGACAUAUACGAGUUGAUCAAUUUGCCUAAGAUUUAUAUAAAACUAACUAUGAUCCAUUUCUGAUCGGACUUUUGUUAAUUGGUAGAACAACGUACAUGGCUUUAACCAGAUUCUUGUCCUGUCUCAUGUCGCUUUUUGCUCUUUGUGUGUGAGAUCUAUGGUUGUACAUGUAUUCUUUGCCACGUGGCAUCAUCCUUGGCAUUUUUAUAUUGUAGGUCUCUUUCUUCAUGCAAAGCUGUUGAAAUUUGUGAACCCUUCUCCAUUUAAGUACUUGCUUGCACCUGGGCAUUUGGACACAAAUCUAUAAGAUUAACUCCUAGAAAUUCCUAGACCUUUCUCGUCCAAGCACUAUAAUCUAUUUUUUGAGCUAUUUGGUCUAUAUUUU